Molecule: messenger RNA, 1994 nt
Organism: Pogoniulus pusillus (Red-fronted tinkerbird)
Lineage: Eukaryota; Metazoa; Chordata; Aves; Piciformes; Lybiidae
Gene: MUS81
Product: MUS81 structure-specific endonuclease subunit
Exons: 15
Coding region: 329-1912 (527 amino acids)
Biological process (GO): resolution of meiotic recombination intermediates; double-strand break repair via break-induced replication; DNA catabolic process
Cellular component (GO): Holliday junction resolvase complex; nucleus
Molecular function (GO): DNA binding; 3'-flap endonuclease activity; crossover junction DNA endonuclease activity
Source: RefSeq, a predicted model, not a curated record
UCCUGCCUCUAAGUGGUGCAGCUGAACCUUGCUGCCUCUGGGGGGCGCAGCUGGAGCGCCAUUUUAUGCCCUGUGGGGGUGGCUGGGGGGGACACAGGAGCCCUGAGACCUCCAAGAGCAGUGGAAUGAGGCCUCCAGGGGGCCCAGAGUGCCUCUGAGGUAGUCUGGGGGGUGGAGCUUGGGCGCCCGAGUCCUCCGGAGCAGUGCAGUGAGUCCUCCGGCGCCCCUAGAGCGGCCACGCUCGUCCCUGCACUUCCGCUUCUGCUGCCGCGGCCCCGCCCCGGGCGGGAGAUUCGUUUCCGCCGCUCCCCCGGGCCUGGUCCCAGCCAUGGCGGAGCCUGCGGCCGCCGCUGCCGCUCUGCGCUCUCCCGGCCACCGCCGCCGCCGCCGCCGGCGGCCUGGCUCUGACCCCAAUCCGCUCUUCACCUGCUGGCUCCGCGAGUGGCGAGACGAGGCCGCAGGGACGCCUGCGGCCAGAGCCUACGAGAGGGCCCUGCGCUCCCUGGCCCUGUACCCCCUGCCCCUGCGCUCGGGGCCUGCUGCUGCCAUCCUCAGGCACUUUGGGCCCAAACUCUGCCUCAGGCUGCAGCAGAGGCUGAGGAGACACAGAGCAGAGCAAGGCCUCCCCCCUAGCCCCCCCCCCGGAAGUGAGACCCAGACAGGAAGUGAGGCACAGACAGGAAGUGAGGUCACCAGCACCCGGGUCUGCCCACCACGUGACUACAGGCCCCGCCCCCAUUCUCGAGGCUUUGCCCUCCUAUUGGCCCUGCUCAAUAGCUCGGAGCCAAUCAGAGCGGAGCAGCUCCUGCAGCUGGCUCAGCCUCUCUGUGACCUGCCCCUGGCCUCGGGGGCGCUGGGAGGGCUCCUGAGGAGGCAGCUGGUGAGCAGGAGUGAGAGACCCCCGAGGUACUCACUGACGCCACGUGGUCGGGUCCUGGCUCUGCGAUUGGCCGAGGCUGCUCUGCAAGCUCCACCCAUCCGAGGCCCCAUUCUCCCGGAGGCAGAGGGCAGUGACCCCCCCCCUGCUGCCCCUGGGCCCUUCACACUGCCCCCAGGCUCCUAUGACCUGUUCCUGUGCAUCGACACCGCUGAGGAGUGUGGGGGGGGCUCUCGGCGCGGCCUGGUCCCAGCCCUGCUGAGCCGCUCGGGGCAGGUCCUGCGGAGGAGGCUUCCGGUUGGAGACUUUCUCUGGGUGGCCAAGGAGAGGAGCCCAGCCCCGGGCCAGGCCCCCCGGGAGCUGGUGCUGGACUGGGUGGUGGAGAGGAAAACAGCUUCAGACCUGGGCAGCAGCAUCCGGGAUGGGAGGUACAGAGAGCAGAAGUUCAGGCUGGGUCGCUGUGGCCUUCGGUGCCCAAUUUACCUGCUGGAGGUGCCCAGCAGGGGGCAGCAGCUGGCAGUGCCCCUCCAGGUGCUGCGCCAGGCAGCAGUCAGCACCCAGGUCUGUGACCAGUUCCUGGUGCGUUGGUCCCAGAGCCCUGAGCACUCUGCAGCCUUCCUGAGGGCUCUGGGGGAGGGCCUGAAGCAGAGAUACAGAGGCCGUGCCCUGCAGGCCUGGCUCGGGGAUGUGACUGAGAGAGGCUCCCCCGAGCUGCCCCCCCCGGGGGUCCCCUGCCCCCUCCUCACCUGGGACAGGCUGCGGGAGGAGGGGGCCAAAAGUCAGCCGCAGACUGUGGGGGAGGUCUUUGCCAGGCAGCUGCUGCAGAUCGGAGGGGUCAGUCCCAGGGUGGCACAGGGGGUCCUGAGCAGCUUCCCCACCCCUGCCAGCCUGCUGGGAGCUCUCCGGAGCUGCAGAGACCCCCAGGAGGGGGAGGAGCUGCUGAGAGCUCUGCCCAGGGAUGCUCACAGGUCCCUGGGCCCUGCCCUGGGCCGCAGACUGGCACAGCUCUAUGGGACCCUUGGACCCCUCUGCUGAGCCCCCAGGGCAACCCUCCCGGUCUGCCUCUCCCCCACUGGCAUCUUCCCCCCCCCCCCCCAAUAAAGGUCCUAGCAGCGGA